Auanema sp. JU1783 is the source of this 5946-nucleotide messenger RNA. Lineage: Eukaryota; Metazoa; Nematoda; Chromadorea; Rhabditida; Rhabditidae. The record is from the annotation of a GenBank genome assembly.
AUGUUCUCAAUUCUUUUAGCUUCCAACUUCGUACUCUUCACUUUAGCCUGCCCAACAGAACCAGGCACAUUUGGAAAAGGUGCAGAGUUCACAACCAAAAUAUUUCCACCAGUUGAUUGGAGCGUUGUUGGCACUCCAGUAACAAUGGGCAAGCGUAACAUGGAAGAUGCGGUUAAACAAGUAUUCAAUGAUGUCAACUCUGCGAUUAAGCAAUCAUUAAUUGAAUAUGGAGCAUCAGCGAAAGAUUUCCAAAUCAAAAACAUUACUUUCGCACCUGUAGAAGCUGUAACUUUGGAAACUGCUUGUACGGCCAAUCCUCCCGCUGGUGAAUAUGCUUUUUGGAGAAGAACUAUUUACAACUCUUGUCCCCAAGCAGCUAGUACUCUUCCACUUCCCUUCAAAGUGUUAAUAACUGUAGAGGAUGAUUUGUUUGAAAGUCAAUGGAGAGCUAUAGCUGUUACGACUCAAAAUAAAUUAGAACAAAAAUAUGUUGUAUUUGAUGAAAAUAUUGAUAUGAAAUUAAAUCGAUGCCAAAAUAUAUCAGAUUGCUAUUGGACAGCUCAAGGAUUCGAAGCUGUCAUACUGCGACAACACCCUGUGAAUUUCUAUUUAAAAUCAAAAAUGGGUAAAAGAGCGACAAAAUCUAUUCAGCUUACAAGUCCUUACUAUCUAACAUCUUCUAAAAAGUGCACUCUGUCUCUGUUUUACUAUAUUCGUCGACACUCUUCACAUAUUAUGGUCCAAAUUAUUAAAAUGAGAAAGUAUGAUAAACAGUUUAAUGUGAUUAGAAAUGUGACGAAGCUUAAUAAGGAAGGAAAUAAGUUCAAAUGGAUUACGAUUGAAAUUGGCCGAAUCUCAGAAGCUUCAGCUAUUAAUUUUCAUGUCGUUCAUGAGCAUGACGAUUCUGAAAUUGGAAUUUCCAAUAUAACAUGGAUGAAUUGUGAUGAUAUUUUAAUUGAAAAUGAGUUAUCAGAAUGUCCAAAUGCUUUAAAUCCAUUCUUAUGUACUGUUAAUAACCGAACUGUCUGUCUUGAGGAUAUUCAAUGUGAUAAGUCAUAUGACUGUCCCGAUGGUAGCGAUGAACUAGACUGUGAGAGAACUUUGCCUUAUCAAUGUAACUUCAAUGAUGGAAUUCUCUGUCCUAGAUGGUCACUUGAACUUUUCAAUGAAAGAAAUGAAGCGACCGUUUUUAAAAGUUCAAUCACAUAUAAGAAUUCAAGUUAUGAUAUGUUUAAGUCUCUUAUCUCUACCGAUGAACGUCAUCCACAUCGAGGUGAAUAUCUGAUAUUCUCUCCAAGAAUACUCAAGAAUAUGGGAUCAAAAGAAAGGAUCAACUCAUUGCGAACACCCAUCUAUCCUUCUAAUUCCAAUUCACAACUGUGUACGAUACGGUUUGAUUACUGUACAAAUCAGGAAAGUUAUGAUUUCUCUCUGUACAUCCGGAAUAUUCGAAACCAAACAAGAAGAUUAUGGAACAUUCCGCACAUCUCAUCAUUUUCUAGAGCCUGUCAUUGGAAGCGAGCAAUAGUCGUGAUUGGACGUCAACCUUUGCCUUACUAUUUGGAGUUCAAUGCUCGUUAUCAUCGACAUCUACAAAUGGAGUUCAUCGCUAUUGACGACUUCUCAACCAGCCCAUACUGUUUUGACCAUGAGAUUAUAUCGUUUCGUGAUUAUAUGGCUAAUCUUUGUAAACAUGGCGUAAUAAUUACUUUGAUAAUUAUGUUCAUUAUAACAACACGUCGUUCUCUAGCUCAUGUUAAACAGUUGUACGAAAUUCUAAAAAGCUUCAUUUACCAAACAAUUAAGCUCCUUGAUGACAAUCAGGUACAGGUUGUUGAAGUGUCUUGCGCACAAUUAGAUGAUGAUUUGUACCAUUUGAACAACGCGAAACUUCUAGAGAAGCUUCCGGUUCUACGCAGAUCAACUCUAACCUUUAAAAGUGUUAUCGGAUAUGGCGCUUUCGGAGAAGUUUUCACAGCUUAUAUGGAGCAGAACGAUGAGUCUGUCAACGUCGCUGUCAAAGUUUUAAAUGAGAAACUGAUGGAGACAGAAUCAGCUCGACGUGAGUUCAUACUCGAAGCUGUUUUCAUGAGAACAUCCAACACAGCGGAAGACGCUACAAUUAAGGUGAUUGGAGCUUCUUUUGAAGAAAUUCCACAUAUGGUCGUGAUGGAACUCAUGGCAGGAGGAAGUCUUCUAGAUUAUCUGAGAAGUUGCCGACCAACAACAGAAUCUGCAAACCCUCAACAAAUAUCAUCUUACCGCCUCAUGCAAAUAGCUUUGGACAUUGCUCAAGGCUGUGCCAUAAUUGAGAAAUUACAAUAUGUUCAUCGAGAUUUGGCAGCUAGAAAUUGCUUGUUAACUCAUUUAGGACCCGAAAUGCGAGUCAAAAUAGGCGAUUUCGGUCUCGCAAAUGAACUCUAUAGUGAAAAUUCACGUGCUCGUACCAUGAUUCCGAUUAAGUGGAUGCCAUUGGAAGCAAUCGAUGAUGGCUUCUUCUGUUCAAAAACGGAUGUUUGGUCAUUCGGCGUCCUCUGCUGGGAAAUAUUCUCAUUGGGAACAAUACCUUAUCCAACAGAUUCAGUUCAAGAAGUUGUUGAACGUUUGCGUGAUGGUGAACGUCUCUGUAUUCCCUACGGAACUCCGCCGAAGCUUUAUAAACUGAUGCAAGAUUGUUGGGCAACUUACCCCAACUGUCGUCCAACAUUCGAAUAUCUAUAUUCCAAAAUGACUGAACUGAUGAACUCAUCAGACUUACCAAAAACUGAUAUUUUUGAUGGAAAUACCGACAGCUCCACCUAUAUGUGGAAUUAUGAGAACAACAAGUGCGCUUCAUCAGAUGAAUUGUAUAAUAAAACGUGUAUUCCUUAUACGGGCAUGACUGAAGAUCAGCGUAAUCUUCAUUGCAAUUAUUGGAUAAGAGAAGAUUACAAAUACGACAUGUUGCCUUUCAAGCAGAAUGGCCUUUUUCAAACGGAUGUUUCUAUUAGUGAUAUCGAGGAAAAAUGUAAAAUCAUUUUUGGAGAAAAUGUGAAAUUCGGAAGAAACUCAUCAUUCACCAACAUUGCUCAAAUGAAAGGUUUCAUGUCCAAGAUGUGUUUGAUCAAACCUGACUGGCCAGAAAGUACAACUGAUCUGCCUGAAAUCAUUUUGAUAAAAAUCAGCACACUCAUGUCAAUUCUGGAAAUGUCGGAAAAUUUGAUUUCACAAAAUAAAGAGCCGCUGGUGAAUGCAAAAGAAGAGCUCCAAAUACAGUUUGGUUUAUUGAACUUGAGAAAAUUGCACAACAAUGAAUGUAGAAUCUAUGAAGUACUUAAUAAUCACAACACCAAUGGAAUCAUCCCUGUUGUAAAGACAUAUUAUUGUAAUCGAAUGAAUGAAGAAUAUGAAAAAGGAUUCAUUAUAAUGCAGUACAUUGAUGAAGCUGUCAGUAUUGAUCAGUUUCAUAACUUUCAGAUUUCUCAAGUUGUACAGAUCUUGCACAUGGUCGCCUCUUUACAAGCUGUUGGAACAAAAUUUUCUGAUGAAGAGAAGCAGUUGAAUGUCAAUUUUUUUGAGGAUCGAGUCAUCGAUAUGACGAAAAGCCAUACGCAGCAGAGUGUUCUUCGCAUGAUCCGACAACAUGGUUUUGAUGAACUUGAGUCAAUCACAAAUGAAUUGGAGAAGAAAAUACCGGAGAUUAUGGAUUUAUCGAUUUUUGACACUUUCACUGAUGAACUAGGUAUUCCAAAGCAAUUGACACAUGGUGACAUCUGGGCUGGAAACAUCAUUUUUCAAAAAUCCUCAGAAGAUGGUAGCAUAUAUCCCAGAGCUUUAGUAGAUUUUCAGAGCACAUCAUUCUCAACCCCAGCUGUUGAUGUGUUAAGAACUUUGUUGACCUGUCUGAGCGGAAAGGAUAGAAAACAGUAUUUCGAUUUUCUCAUAAAAGACUUUUACUCGGACUUCAUCAAAAAGUGCGAUGGACAAAUACCAUAUACAUUCGACGCUCUCGAAGAGUCAAUUUAUCGUCUGUUUCCUCUUGUUGGGUUCUACACCUUGCCGUUGUUCGUCUGUGUUACAGACAUAAUCACAAGUAAUGAUCUCGAAGAAGAGAUAAUACAAAAUAUGAAAGAGAAAAUACAAACAUUAAUGGAAGACAUCCUUUACUAUCAUGAACGAAACAGAUCAACUAGAGGAGCUUCAAAGCAACGACGAGAUCAGAUCAAUAUUGAAAUUCAACGAUUACGCGAUUUGCUGCCGUUAUCAGAUUCUAUCAAAGAUCGAUUAUAUCAAUUACAAAUUAUGUCAUUAGGCUGUAUUUAUAUGAGAAAGCACCGCUAUUUAUCACAUGUUGUACAAAAUUUCUUACCACUCAACAAUACUCCGAAAGGAAUUGAAGUUGGAAAAACACUACGAGGCUUCAUGAUGAUGCUCACACGAAGUGGAAAAAUGCUUCACGUGUCUGACAAUGCUUGUGAAUAUCUGGGACAUUCUGUUGAAGAAAUUAUGUGCCAAGGGGACUCUAUAUAUGACUUGGUUGACCACAGAGAUCAUUCAACUAUUCAAAUGCAUUUACAGAAUGAGUUAGGUAGUGGACCUCCUCAGUCAGCUUCUUUCCCGGAUGAACGUUCAUUCAUAUGUCGCUUGAAUCUCACGAGAGCUGCUGCAAAGCGUCAAUUGCAAUACCAUAAGUUCAUCUUGCUUCAAGGAAGAUAUAUUCAUCCCGCUGAAUACUAUCAUUCUUCUAAUAAGAAUGACACUUCUUUGAACCAGAUGCAACCUAUAUUUGCCGCCUACUGUCAUCCCCUCAUCAAUCCUGAGAACGCUGAAGCUUUAUCUAACGGCAACACAACAGUUUUCUCCACUCAACACUUCUUGGAUAUGACUUUCAAAGAGGUUGAUAAUAUGUUUCUACAUCAUUUGGGUUAUGCAAAGGAAGCUGUUGAUCAGCUCAGUUGGUAUCAACUUGUCCAUCCCUCACAUGUUCCGGAGUUGGCGUAUAAGCAUCGUUUAUUGUGUCAAGAAAAGGAAGGUUCGGUACUUUCGCUGUUUAAGAUACAAACGGCUGACGGCAGAUGGAUAUGGCUUCAUACGGUUUUCGCAAUUCGAGCUUGCUUCACUCAAGAAGUCAGAGAUGGAAAGCGUAUCCGCCAUGUCAUCUACUGCUAUCAUCAAAUUCUGACAGACUUGGAAGCUGCUACAUUACAAGCAAAUAAUUGGAUCUACAGUAUGCGACACACAUAUCCUGCUUCCUUCUCUUGUCAAGACUCUCCGCUUACUGAUGACAAAGUGGUAUCACCUGUUUCUCCUGACAUUCCAACCGCAUCAGCAGCCGAAACAUUCCGUAAUGAUUUUAGAGUUCAAAUCAAACAGGAACCGUUUUCCGUACCUCCCACUGCCAUGCCCGUUUAUACAAAUCCCUGUCAACAGAUAAAAGUUGAGAUUCCAUAUAAAGCGAUGGCUGGUAAUCCCAUGUACACACCGGAGAGCUCAUCUCCCGAAUCAUCUUCAUCUCUUCAUUCUUCUCUUUUCUCACAGCCUAUGCCGGCACUUGAAUCUCAUCCUUUAUUUGGAGAAAUGCAUGCCAUUAAAGGAACUUUACCUGAUCUUCGUGAUGAUCUGGACGAAUUUUUCCGCCAAGUGGAACAACCAUCUGUCAGCCAUCAGCGUUGUGCUGCAGCUCCUGUAGCAAGUAUCAUAUCUACGAAUCAUUCACCUCAACAAGCUCAUGAUGCUUAUCGAUACAUUCAUCCAGCUCUCGUCACACCUCUCCAGGCUUCGUAUCCCACAAAAGAGUCUGAAAUAAUUCAGACUACGCCAUUACCAUCUACAGCUUCUGCACAUCCACCACCUGCUCCUUUCCUUUCACACUAUCCUCAUCCUCGAGGUUACAGUAUGCCAGAUUGUCCAGAAUACCCAUCCAUAUGCUAUGAUUCAUCAUAUCGUCGUCUUAGUUGGGCUGCGUAA